Messenger RNA from Bombina bombina (fire-bellied toad), 561 nucleotides. RefSeq names its product chromobox 5 (gene CBX5). The transcript has 4 exons. Gene Ontology annotation, molecular function: chromatin binding. Bases 190 to 561 code for a protein of 123 amino acids. Gene Ontology annotation, biological process: chromatin organization; negative regulation of transcription by RNA polymerase II. Gene Ontology annotation, cellular component: pericentric heterochromatin. Lineage: Eukaryota; Metazoa; Chordata; Amphibia; Anura; Bombinatoridae. The record is from RefSeq and is a predicted model, not a curated record.
UUUAUGCUUUGAAGGUGGAGUUGCGCAUGCGGUGAUUUAGUUGUUUUUGGCGGGGAUUGGUUACUGCGCACAAUACUACCCUAUAAUUUAUUGGUGUAUUCGUGACUUUUACAAUUGUAUACACCGAAUAGCCGCGUAUUGUCUUCUACAUAGGAAGUUCUCCGGCUCAUCCCAUUUCGGAAGUAGAUAAUGGACAUCACUGAGGCUCCUACAGGGGCAACACCACAGAGUAAGAGCAGCAAAAUGGGGAAAAAGACCAAGAGAACGUCUGAUGCAUCAUCUUCCUCAGAGGAAGAAGAAUAUGUUGUCGAAAAGGUUCUAGAUCGUAGAGUUGUGAAAGGACAAGUUGAAUUUCUUUUGAAGUGGAAAGGUUUUUCUGAGGAACACAACACGUGGGAGCCAGAAAAAAACCUAGAUUGUCCCGAACUGAUCUCUGAAUUCUUGAAGAAGUAUAAAAAACCUAAGGAAAGUGAACCUAAAGGAAAGACUGAACCGACCAAGAGGAAAGCUGGAAAUGAAGAUAUUCGAUCUAAGAAGAGGAGAGAGGUAUGCUUGCUAUAA